Molecule: messenger RNA, 1579 nt
Organism: Aaosphaeria arxii CBS 175.79
Lineage: Eukaryota; Fungi; Ascomycota; Dothideomycetes; Pleosporales
Exons: 2
Coding region: 401-1204 (267 amino acids)
Source: RefSeq, a predicted model, not a curated record
GAACGGGACCAGCGUCCACCGCCAAUUGAGUUGCAUCACAAUAACCUACCCCGCAUUCCGAAAAUUUCCGGUGUGAUGAGAGCUGAAGUCGUGGAAAAAUGGUCAUAUAUGUUCCUACUACGCACUUAUUCUUAUCAUCACCCUCAGAUCUCGACGUCCACUUACCCGUAUACCUGCUGUUCCAUUUAUUCACACUUACGCGCUUAGGCCUUCUACUACACUUGUACCUCUUCAAAUUUAUACUUCACUACAGCUAUAGUUAUACAUUACACCUCAUACACGCAAAGUCCAUUUACUGCACUAUCGUGCUUCAAUCAUCUAUGCACCGCCCUCCUCCCCAUUUCAAGGAAAAGGAAAUCCGUCUCAGUACUCGGCCACCAUAAUUCGUUGACGUACAACGAUGCCUGGACGAACCGUCUUCAUUGCCGUACUGCCCGGGCGAUGGACACCAUUCAAUCUCCGUCACAAAGGCACAGCCAUGUUCAACGGCCAAGCAGCUGAUUACAGUCCACCUCCCGCGGUCCUAGACCCUAAGGGAGACCAGCGCUGGGUCGUCGGCGUGUUUCGAGACAAAACUCCAUCACCAACUUGGUCUGAUUUCAUCCAUGCUCGGUACUUCCAGUGCCGGGGGGAACUGGGGCCGAUACGUCCUGAGGAACUUGAAGUGUGGGAGCCGGUGGGAGAGACGAGUCUCAGCAACGUUGAGAUAUGCGACUAUGAACGGGAGUUCUGGCAGGAGUGGAGGCUUCCGGCGGGUCUCGACUGGAAGAUCCGGGAUAGUCAGGACUUCAGUCUCUUCUUUUCCUUCCUAAUCAUCGAACAAGCUUCGCGAGAAGCCAACCGUUGCUGGCUGAUAACCAUCCACAAAGAAAUCUCCCGGAAGCAACGCGGCAGACUGAGUGGUGUGAGUUCUCGGAGGUCUGGAGCGAAUGUGAUCGCGGCAUUGGUAGUGAUUUACGGGAUACACGCGAUCGUCGGAUUGAUUGCGUUUUGGUGUUUCGACAUAUACACCAAGUUGGAAACGAUGCAUGUGGUCCAAGGUCAUGUCGCGCAACUUCAGAGAUUGGUCACUAGGUUUCCCGAGGUGCGGCCUUUCCUUCUGCAGCACGAUGCAAUCGAGGCGCCUGUAGGCCCUACGAGCAAAUUAGAGUUCAUGGAAUUUGUAUCAUAUCAGAUCGGUGCUACUGUAUCGAGUAUAGCAUAGUCGCAUACAAAAUAGUCUGCAUGUCAUAAACUGCCUCGAGAGGGGCUUACUGGUAACCGUACAGCGCCAGCCCACAUCAUCGAAUCCCCAUCCCACCAAUCUCAACCGCAACGUAACAGAAAACCCCAAGGAAAGGCAUAAAACAUACCACGUAUAUGCCCCACGUAACAACGUAAACCAACUGAGCAAAAAGCCCACGACAGAAGAGAAAUAGUAUCAGGAAAGUAGAAGAAGAAGUGAAUGGCGUAAAUGUUUGUAUGAUGUCUACUGGGGGAAUUUCAAGGGCACUUUUCUUCGAAAGGGGGGUAGGAAGGAAGGGUGAGAUAUAGUGGUGUUGGUGGGCAUUCUUCAUUUAUUGCUUGUGUUGGGGAAGAG